GCAUUUCAAUGGGAACGUGUGGUUGUGCGCAAAUACACCGUCUAUUACGGUCACGUAGCCGUUAAAGCCGCACGGACAUACCACUCACCGUCGUCACCACCAUCACCACCGGCGUGCACCGACUAAGUAAAAGUCAAGAUGGCGACCGAGGGUCAGUCUGAGUACGAGUCGAUCCUCUGUGUCAAACCUGAAGUCAACGUUUACCGAAUCCCACCGAGAGCAUCCAACCGGGCCAUCAGGUGAGGAGGGGGAGGCAGGGGCCUGACGGCUAGUUUCCUGACCCAGCAUCCGCGAGCUAGAGCCGUUGCGGGCCGUUGCCUCGGCGACCCAAACCUAUCGAGCUCAUCCCCUUAUCACGCAGCCCGGGGCAACUGCGGCCGUAGUGUUUCUGUUGUGUUUGCGGUGAUUUUACAAGGUCACUGUGGAAAAUACGCGUCUAACGGUGGCUGUUUGCACCUGCACUCCAUUAGCUCAUUAAACAGAUUGGAUUGGUUUGGAUUGACAACACCGCUAUCACUGUUAGAGGAGAUGCCAGGAGAUAAUUACAUCCAUUAAAAAGUGUGUGUGCUAUUUUUGAGGAAGCCAACUCUGACUGCAUCGACACCCUAUUUGGUCAAAAUAUCCUCAGUUUGUUUGUCAGACCGUAGUGCUUUUGGUUGUAUGGAGGGCAGCAUCCCUGAAGCUUUGAAGAAGUGUGGCUCAAGGACAUUGAAGCGGGGUUUAAUCUAUUUGAUAACUGCAAGACAUUGUUGUCUAACAUCUUUCACAUUCUUUCAAGUGACCAUUCUGGAUAAGUACAGUAGUGUUUAGGAGGGUGACAUCGAAUUGUUUACCCCAUUUUUCAUUGGCUGGUGCUUUAUUUUGACCCGUUACAGCUGCGUCUGAGUGGAUAUCACACCAGCCAAACAGUAGCAUAGGCCUAACUCUCAUGAGACUCAUGAUUGGUUAACCAGUGACCAUAUGCAUGGUGAGUAAGGGUGAUGAUGUAAUAUUUCAGCCUAAGGUCUCAGUGAAGGGCUUGACUGAUGUCUUAGUCACGUUCCUUUUACAUAUAAAAACAAAGAGCUACAGUGAAUGUCUGUGUUGAACCAAUCACAACAAUAAGAAACACUGCAUACAGCCGCGCGCUAAACACAGAUCUCCUAUCUUGUCUCCUGUCUCCUUGCCUUGUCAUCCCUCCAUCUAAAUAACACCAUCUCCCUGACUGCCUGUGUGUUUGUGUCCCAGGGCAGCUGAUUGGAAGCUAGAUGCUCCUGACUGGACAGGACGUAUGCGUGUGACUGCCCGCGGCAAAGUGGCCUACGUAAAAUUGGAAGACAAAAUCUCUGGUGAGGCAGCGGACAAAGCAGACAGACCACUGUCAUUGUUUACUGGCACUCCUGCUGUUGUAAAUCAUUUCACUGUGUAGUCUCCUGCUUGCCACCCCCCUCUCUGUUACUCAUCUAUUCCAAGGUGACCCAGCCCACGUCCAGCAGGCAUUUUAUUUUGAACCAAACAAGCUGAUAUUCUCUGUCUGUAUUUCUCAGUAUAUUUCCAGCAGAAAUUCUCACUCAAAUUAUAGCCAUUCUGAUAUAAUAUGAAUCCCAGACGUGAGGUCUUGUUGAGUAAAACAUCCAUCUGUUUUAUUUUUGGCCCAUUUAACAGAAUAGAUAAGGUUGCAAACAUGAUCCUUUUGCUCUGUCCUACAGGGGAGCUAUUUGCCCAAGCACCAGUGGAAGAGUACCCUGGCAUUGCAGUGGAAACAGUUAGUGACUCAAGCCGUUACUUUGUGCUCCGAAUCCAGGAUGACAAUGGUGGGUAAACAAUUUUGUAGCAUGAACCAUAAAUAUUUGUGGAUGUGUCAAUGAUUUAGAGGACAACACAUUGGAUAAGUCAGAGCAAACUUUCCAGAAGCACCAGUAUUCAUUUUUCUUUCAUUGCUGUGUGUAAAUGUUAUUCUAAUGAAAGUUUGAGGUUUUGUUUCCUUUUAUGUGAAACAUCUCCUGUGAAGUUGCGUGUUUUUUUCCUCUACAGGCCGCAGUGCGUUUAUUGGCAUUGGGUUUGGAGACCGAGGCGAUGCCUUUGACUUCAACGUUGCCCUUCAGGACCACUUCAAGUAUGCAUCUGCUUCAUAUUGUGUCAUAAAACAAAACAGAUCACUUAUAUACUGCCUAUACAACUGUCUGUAUCUGUUUUGCAUUUCUGUAUCAUCUCAUCCAGGUGGGUGAAACAGGAAGAUGAAUUUUCUAAGCAGGCACAGGCUCCGGAUAUCACUCCUAAACUGGACCUUGGCUUCAAAGAAGGACAGACCAUUACUCUCAAUAUUGGGGUAACCAUGUAUUCGAAUCUCGUUCAUAUUCACCACCUCCAUGUGUUUUUGAGUCUUGACAGUUGGAAAAAUAUCAAAAUAAUCUACACUGAAAGUCUUUUGAAAGCAAGAUACAGUAUGGACAGUCUUUUUAAAACAAAGGGACUUAGCUUUAUAAUGAGUUGGAAGACCCUUCCCCUUUUCUUGUGCUCACAAUAAACUGAGUUAAUUCUUACACCAAUCAGAGAGACUUUAAGCUCUCAAUGUAGAUAAGGUGCACCAUGAGCGACACAAUUUAUAGUGCUCUUUUCAGAUGUCAUCCCAUGAUGACUGGUAAAAGAGAUUAUCCUAUGCUUUAAAAAACAACUGUGUGAAUAACUUAUUAUAGUAUCCACAAAAACUGAACCAAAUAAGGCAAAAUGGAUUUGUGGCAAAGUCCAUAUUCUCACAUCUUCUUUCCAACUCCAUCAUUAUCAUCAUUCCAUGACACCAAACUAUCACACUGCCCUGACCACAGUAAACUCUAUCAUCUUGUUGUAUGUGGUGUUGCUAUACCAACUGUGGUCAGCUUACGUCACUGCAGCGGCGCAAAUAAAAAUGUAAUUAAGGAAAAGCCUUUGAAGGUAUGUCCUUCAAAGUCCUCAGGGGAAUUCCCAAGUGGGCAGUUUCUCUGAGGGAGUCCCCAAAGCUCUUUGGUCCACGAUCACAUAGUGCUGUUAAAUGUUUCUCCAUUGACCUAAUUUGUUUGAUCUCUAUAUUGCGACGUCUGUGACUUUACUGUAUGAACACCAACACCAACCCAGUCUUCUGUUUUUACUUUUCAGCAAUCAAAAAAGAAGGACAGGUCUCGUCCACAGAGUUCAGGUGGCUUUGGGCUUCUCCCACCUCCUCCCGGGGGCAAGUUAGCCCCACCUCCUUCAUCCAGAUCUACUAAUCAUAACACACAACAACAACAACCACCUGCAGGAGGAAGUGACACUGGUAGGUAUCAGUAGCAUUAUACUGUGGACCACUGAGGAGGUUAUUUGCCUGCUGUUAUCAAGGCCUCUAGUUUGUUUUCUCAUAACAGGGAGAGUCACAAUAUAGAAUGAAAAACAUCUGUUAUCGUCUAAUCACAGGUUUAGGUGAGGUUGUUGAGACAUCCAUAAAGAAUAGUCAUUAUAUGAGACUUCAUCAGUCAAAUUUUCAAAUCUUAACAAGUAAAAUUAUUCUUGUAAAAAAGAUUUUCCUGUCUGCGUGACUUUCAGUCUUAAAUGACUGUACUCCCAGACCAAUUUCAAACAAUAAGAAACACGUCAGCAAUCUUGUUUUUUUUCCUCACUUUUCAUUUUGUUUUAUUCUGCUCUUUUGACCACCAGGUUGUUUACUAGACCUGGACUCCAGCAACUCUAACUCAGCAGAUCCAUUCAACCCCACCACCACCACCACUACAGCCAGCUCUGACCUGUGGGGAGACUUUGACUCUGUAACCCCAAAGUGAGGAGAGAUGAAUUUUGUUUUUCUCCCUCCUGUUUCUCUGUAAAUUUAUGCAGCUCUUUUUGCAUCUUUGAUUUCCCCAUUAUGGGGUCCUGUAUCUCUCUCUGCCAAGCAGGGUAAUGUCCCAAACGAGGUUAAUUUUGGUUUAGUUUAGUUCCCUGUGGCUUUGUGCCUAGCCAUAUCCAUCUACACCUCACAGUUAAGUCUUAAUCAAAAUAAUUAAGAACAUUUCCAUCCGUCUGUCCUCAUUCUUCUAAGGGAGCUCUGCUCUCUUCUGUAAGUCCUCUUUAGCUCUGCUGUUUUCUUCUUUCUGUCCUUCCCUCUUUCUUCCUCUCUAAAUGUUCUAUUUGCUCAUCUUCAGUAGAAACAUGAACAUGGGGGACAUCCCAUGAGGUGUAUUUAAAUAUAUUAUCAGAUUAAUUUUAUGUACAGAGAAUAUUUAUUUUCCAUGUGUAUAUACUAGUAGGUAAAGUAGUAGGUAAAUAUAGUAUGUGGUGUUGUCACUUGUAAGUACUGUAGUUUUUCUUCUCCUAAGUCCCCAGCAGUGGGACUGACUAUAUGCACUGACUGGCAGUCUGCUCUGUCUACAUAGUUAGUAAUACAUUGAAAGCAGAGAUCACUCAAAACCUAAAUGUCGGCCAGUGUGAAGUUUACCACUGAAUGAUUUACUUGAAAAUACAAACUUUAAAACUGUGGCUCUUCUGUGGUAUAGAUGAGUAUAGCGCUCUCUGCUGGGCUAUUUUGGCACUACAGCAUUCUUCUUUGAAAGAGAUGUCUGAUCCAGCUACAGCUGUUGUUUCACUGGGUCUACGUCCUGGGCAUGAUUCUCAUCAAUUCUACAGUAGAUCAGUACUCAUUGAUGGGAAAUCAGGAAGAGGUUAGAUGCUCGAGUGUGUUACAAAAGCAUCAAGUGCUUUUAUCUUCGUCCCAGGGGGAAACUGAGAUGAUUUAGUCCAUGUUAUGUCAUCUGUACUUAGCACAGCUGUUAAAGCUGUGACUGGUGAGUCAUUCAGGUCAUGACCUCUCCUCUGCUCAAUGAAUGAGUCUGUGUUUCUCCACCAUCCUCUCAGUCUUGGGAGUAUAGAAAUCGAGAAGGAGAUGCCGGCAGUUAUCUUUUUUUGUGUUGAUAUCUUGAGAUCUCAAUUAUAUUUUUGCCAUCUUGAUAAUACAAGAUAGAUAUCUGACUUGUUAUCAUGAGUUAACCAAAUGUUCAUUACUGUAAAUUAUUUCAGAAAUCAUUGGUGCCGUGUCAGAGUGCAAUGCCUCAGCACAAAUUUAGCACCUAAUUUUAGCUGAAUUGUUGCAUCAAGAAAAAUAAAUCAGACUUUAUUCAAACCAAUUUGAGACAGAAGUAAAGUGUGUAGUUACUUCAUGCCUUGUGUUUAUCUUCAUUGUUUAAAUAGAGGACCAACCUCUCUGAAAAAAACACAACACUUCUUUGAUAACUUGAUUGUAACCAGUCUUGUUGUAACAAAAUGAACUGAAACAGGUUUAAAAACAAAUACAAGUCCAGUACCAGGCGACCAAGAAACAACCAACCAACCAACCAGGGAUCUUGAGAUACUUGCUAUGAAAAAUGACUGCCAUAAUUGAAUAUCACGAUGGCAGAGUCGGCAGCUGCAGAUUCAGAACCACAGUUUUGCAUAUACAUAUUAAUGCCAUACUUGGCUUUUUGAUAGAAGAGCUCUAGCUUUUUUUUGUGUGUUCUUUUUUAAGGUGAAUGGGCCAUAGACCUCAACAGCAGCAUGUUGUACUGUACAAAUUAGGUAUAACUGUGAACUUUGAUGCCAUGUUAAGGUGUAAUAUUAUAAGGUAAGGUAUUCUGAUUCAGACAAUUUCAACGUGAGACCAAGCUUGUCAGUGUUAGAUGGAGUGUUAUUGUGAAAUAUCCUGACAGAGACAGAUUAUGUUGCUUUGAUAUCAUAUGCACGUACUGUAUGUUAUGACAUACAAACGUGUGUGAAAUGACAGAUAUUAUUUGGAUCUGAACAGUUUUGAAAUGUUUAUCUUUUCUUUAAUUGAAAGUCGUAAAAUUGAAAAUUGUUUCGAUCGAUACUUGAUGAUUUCUGUAAUGAUUCAAGCCAAAAUGAUCCAAAUCUGCUGGUGAAAUGAAAGGGCUUGCUUUUCUUCUUCCUUCCUUUGUGAAAGUCUUUUGGUUUUCAGCUCUUGGUAAAAGAGUAUAAACAAUGGAAGACAUCACUUCUGGGCUCUCAGAAAGCCAUUUUAAAACUUUAGGGGGUAUUUUUGUAUACUGGAACAACUCAAGAACUUGUUAACCAAGUAACAAACAUUAACCAGUAAAGAAACACCUAAGAGCACAGAAGUUGUAUGAGUGUAAUAAUGUUUUUCUGUGUUUGUUUCAUGGUUGAACUUCUCUGUAUCCUUCCCAAAUGUUACUUGUUAUCCAAUCUGUAUAUGUGUAUGGAAAUGUAUAUGGAAAAUGAAUAUGCAAAGAAAAAUAUAAAGAUGACCAUAACUUGAUGACCAUAACUUUGGUUUGGUUGUUUUGCCUUUUAAAUAGAACAACAAUAAAAGAGGCUGAUAGAAGAAA
Messenger RNA from Xyrichtys novacula (pearly razorfish), 6314 nucleotides. Lineage: Eukaryota; Metazoa; Chordata; Actinopteri; Labriformes; Labridae. The record is from the annotation of a GenBank genome assembly.